Molecule: messenger RNA, 2404 nt
Organism: Cryptomeria japonica (Japanese cedar)
Lineage: Eukaryota; Viridiplantae; Streptophyta; Pinopsida; Cupressales; Cupressaceae
Product: cysteine-rich receptor-like protein kinase 43
Exons: 7
Coding region: 221-2161 (646 amino acids)
Biological process (GO): protein phosphorylation
Molecular function (GO): ATP binding; protein kinase activity
Source: RefSeq, a predicted model, not a curated record
AUGACAACAUGUAUACUUGAUUAAUUUCUGGAGAGGAUUUUUUCCUCUCUUGGGUGCAUUUCAUUUUUAAACUAACGAUGGCGUAUAUGGUUUACCUUGUACCUAGCCCGCCCAUCCACUAGUAAACGCUAAAUAAUAUUUUAACAUGGCAAGACAACCAGAAAAGGCUUUAAAUUAUUUGUUCAUUUUAUGAUCAUCAGAUUAUCGUUUUUUCAGAUCCAUGGCUGGAAGGGGCUGGCAAGUGGAGAAUUCUGUAAGGUUUAUUAUUUUAUUUCCCAUGUUAAUAAUAGCCUCCAUUAGAGCAGAUCCAGAGACCAGGCUCCUAUAUAACUCAUGCGGCAGCAACCCCCCCAACAACGCAACCCUCUUUAAGCAAAUUUUGAACACUGCGCUGGAAUCUGUGGUUAAAGAAGUUGCUCCAUCUGGAUUUGCUACAAAAGACGAGCAGGCAGCAUCAGAUACAACAACAGAUUCGGUAUACGUUCUGGUGCAGUGCAGAAAUGAUAAAUCCCCUGCCGAUUGCGUCGACUGCAUUAAGGUUGCAGGGGAGCAAGCACGCAACUGCUCCGGUGUGUCCGGCAAAGCAUACUACGACGGCUGUUAUCUGCGUUACGAGAGUACCGAUUUUUAUGAUACAUACACUGAUGCCACACAUAGACCCGUCUGCGGCACACUCGACGCCGCUGAUUCCACUUCAUUUUCGGCAACAGGUCGAAGUUUGAUAACUGAUCUUUGCACUGCAACUCCAAGAAUAAAAGAUUAUUUUGCUGCGCAGACGAGACAGGGGCCGUUUAAUACGACUGUCUAUGGACUUGCCUUCUGUCUGCGUUCCAUUCAAGAGGCUUCCUGCAAAGAUUGCCUCAGUAUUGCUCGGGACAACAUAAAUAAGUGUUUUCCUCUCUCCGAUGGACGGGCUGUUGACGCUGGCUGCUACUUGCGAUACGAUUCCAAACCCUUUUUUCCAAGUAACGCCACAAUCGAUUUGACACAUUUCUUACACACAGGGAAGAAGAAGGCGAGUUCUAAAGUGUGGAUAAUAAGUGGUGUUGUGGGAGGGGUAUUCCUACUUGGCCUUUUGACUUUUCUCCAUGUCUUCCGGAAGCAGAUAAUGCGACCAGAGCAGACACAAGGGGAUAUUGAAGGAGCAACGGAACUGCGUGGACCAGAAGAUUUCGACUUCAAGAUACUGAAAAAGGCAACUAACCAUUUCGAUCAAGCAAAUAAGCUAGGACAAGGAGGGUUUGGUGAAGUAUUUAAGGCUACCUUGCAAAAUGGCAAAGUUGUUGCAGUAAAGAAGCUGACAUUAGGUCACUCUCCACGAGCAAUUUCUGAAUUCGAAAGCGAAGUGAAACUAAUUUCUAAUGUUCAUCACAGAAAUCUUGUGCGUUUACUUGGAUGUUGCAGACAAGGCCAUGAAAGACUUCUGAUUUAUGCGUACAUGCCCAACGGCAGCCUCGACAGAAUAUUAUUUGGAAAAAAUAAAAGACUUUUGAGUUGGAAGGAAAGGUUCAACAUUAUCUUGGGCACUGCUCGUGGUCUGGCCUAUCUGCAUGAGGAAUUCCAUGUUUGCAUCAUCCAUCGUGAUAUUAAAUCAAGCAACAUAUUACUUGACGAUAACUUUGAAGCAAAAAUAGCAGAUUUUGGGCUGGCAAGACUUCUUCCAAAUGAUAGAACUCAUGUUAGCACAAGAUUUGCAGGAACCCUAGGAUACACGGCUCCUGAAUAUGCUGGCCAAGGAAAAUUAACAGAGAAAGCAGACACCUACAGCUUUGGUGUGGUGGUUCUUGAAAUUCUCAGUGGCAGAAAAAGCAUUGACUUGAAGCAACCACCUCAUAUGCAAUAUCUGCUUCAAUGGGUUUGGAGCCUAUACGAGGAUAACAAGGUUUUAGAGAUAGUGGAAAGUGAAAAGGAGAUGGAAGGAUAUAACGAAGAGGAGGUGUUGAGGGUAAUAAACCUUGCGCUUCAAUGCAUACAAGCUUCUGUCACACAUAGGCCAUCAAUGUCUGAGGUUGUAACAAGACUCUUAAGUACAGAUGAGAUUGAUUUUCAGAAACCUCUGCAACCAACAUUGCCGGUAAACAUGGGCUACAAAUCACGUCAAGAAAGUUCCACUUCAUCUCAAUCAAAUGCAACGUUUACAGAAACCCUCAGUGCUCGUUAACAGAGUAGCAUGAAAGGAUGGAUUGUUGAAUUCUAAUCAAUUAUAUGGUUCCUCCUUCCUAUUUUCAUAUAGAACAAUAUAUAUUUUUCCAUUCAAUCUCCAAAUAAAACCAGGAAAUUUUUUAAAAGACAUAUCUCACUUCAAUUUGUGAAUUUAGAUGCUGGACGAAUGUAUAUUGUUUAUAUUUUGUAACUGAGGGGCGAUCUUAUUUAAUGCAUUUUGAAUAUGAAGGAUAGAAUUUCA